Messenger RNA from Lepus europaeus (European hare), 3741 nucleotides. Its product is annotated as spermatogenesis-associated protein 31A3-like. The record is from RefSeq and is a predicted model, not a curated record. The transcript has a single exon. Lineage: Eukaryota; Metazoa; Chordata; Mammalia; Lagomorpha; Leporidae. The coding region runs from base 1 to 3741 and encodes 1246 amino acids.
AUGAAGCUCUCUGAUGAAGGCAGUUCUUGUCAACUCUUAAAUCAAGACCACCUAGGUGAGGUAUGCAAAAGAGUACCUGAUGGAGCCUGCUGGCCAUGUGGAGAGCCUGUGGAAGAUGCUGCUCUCAUCCUGUCCCCUUCAACUUCCCCAGCUCCUCUGUCUGAAUGCCCUUUGUCUCUGGCCUCUAACCUGUCACCAGGCCCAGCAACCUCCUCAGUUUCUGCUUCUUCAUACCCAUCCCUGACUUCUCCUCAGCCACAGGAGCCUUUGCUUCCUAUAGAAUGCAAUUUGUCCUGGCCACUUGCACUUUCCCUCCCCCCACUAAGCUCACCUGAUCCCAUGGAUCAUGCUUUACCUCCCACAGCCCUCUCUGCUCCACCACUGCCAGACUCCAUUCUGACUCUUUCUCAGUGUCACUCGAUGGCAUUGCCUAUAAGCUCCAUUGCACAGAGCUCGUCUCUACAUAAGCGCUGGUCAGCAUCUUCUAUUCCAGUCAUCUCAGUCCUUGGCCAUUUGGGCUAUCCCAUCUCAGCCCUCUCUUGGUGGCAUGUGGCUGCCAGAACCUUGUGCCUUUCCACAACUACAGAGGGUAAGGCCCAGAAAGAGCAUCUUUCCUGUCAGCCAUCUGAGGCCUCAUUCUGGACAGACCCCCCACAUAGACAGAUGGAGUCUGGUAGCCCCUCUCUGCUCAACUCUGAUAAUCAAAAAAUUAUGGGGAUACAAGUCACAAAAAACACCGAGAUCAAGGUUUGGAAAGAAACUGAAAAGGAUGGUUCGUUCUCAAAACAAACAAGCCCAGAAUAUCACUUAGAUUCUGUGGGGAAUAUGCUAGCAUCACUGGGUCCUGAGCAGGACUCCACAACCCCUCAACCCUUCUGGAAGGUGAAAGAAAAAUUAGAACAGCUGCUCUAUCCUCAGCAGCUCUCAGCUCCUAAGAUCUUGGGGGCACAUAAUCAGGAGAAAUACCAGCAGCUUUUCUGGGGUCUGCCCUCUCUGCACAGUGAAUCCUUGGUGGCUGCUGCUUGGAUUUCUGGGAGUUCUUCUGCACUGCAGCCUGCCUUGUUCUCAUUCAAUGCAAUCAUGAAUGUCUAUCCAGUUCAAAUGCAGGCUAAGGUGUGUCCACUGUUUAUGCAGGCCCAGCCGCUGUCUCAUAUGAAGCCCCAACUCCAAUCCUUGAUUUCACCCAUUCCCCAAUUUCAGCACCCACUUCUGGGUCAGGCCCAGCCUCAGUCCAACCUCUCAUAUUCUUUCUCAACUGAAAAAGCUUCUGCAUCCCCGAUUAGGGACUGUGGAGCAUCUUAUGAUACAUCCCAGAAUAAACCCCAAUAUAUCAGCCAAACUGAAAUUCAAGACCCAGAAUGGUCCUUAUUAGAAGAAGAGCUAGGAAAUGGGCAAGCUUUGCCCUCUGAGGACCAAAGACCUCAAGUCUGUGGUCUCGUCAAUCCCAAACUUUCCCAGGAAAACUGGGAAGACUCUAUUCUCCCCAAAAAUUUUCCUAUCAGCGAUGAGCUUCGAGGGCAACUGGAGCAACAUAUUCACAAGUGGCUGAUUCAACACCGCUGGGACUUGCCCAGAUGGAUUCAAGAGUCUAUGGAACUAAUGCAGCUUCAGGAUGAAUUAGCAGAAACAGGUCAGGCAAAGGACAAGCCCAGAUGUACACGGACCUCAAUAUCUACUGGUGAAUGCAGCAAAAAUCCACAGAAGGUGAGAUUCAAGCUAGAGAAGAAUCCAAGCAAGAAUCUGGCACAUAUCCUAGGGAAGGCCCCAAAAGAUGCAUCCAGGGGCUUAGAAGGUUCCCAAGAGAAGGCUCUAGGGGUGCUAUCUGAGGAGUCACAGAAAUACUUGAACAGGACCUUGAGGAGUGACUCUGAAAAUGAUAUAUCAAGAAGUCUAGACAAGAAUUAUCCAGACAAUAAUUCUAAUGUCCACUUGGGCACAAAAUCAGGGCAAAUCAUUGAGAGAAUCACUCCUGUGAGGGUAUGCCGAUCUGGGCCUGCUGCCAACAAAUCUUUUUCUAUGCCAGAAACUCAGAUAGAAAGCAAAAAUGUAGAAACAUCAAAAAGUUUGGAUUCCAGUGUGGGCACCUCCCAGGAGCUGUCCUUCCUCAAUCCGUUCAUCCAACAGCUAUUGGAUGCACAUAUUUUGAGGAGUUGGGUGAAGCACAAGUGGGGCCUACCACUCAGGGUCCUCAAGCCCUUAAAUCUCUUUAAGUUGCCAAAGUUUCAAUCUGAAUCCCUUCCACAGUUUUCCAGCCCCUCCUCAACUUCCUCUGAAUCUAGUGCCAAUUCGGCAGUUGAUGUUGCCAAAAUCCUAGGAAAACCACCACCACCAGGUCCAAAAGAGAAGCUGUUAAUAAGUGAGUCCACCCCCACACUGGACGAUCUUAACCUUUUCUCCUCCUCUACACGUAGGGAAAUUGGGAAGGCCCUGACAGGGAUCACAUCUGCUGAUGACCUCGUGCCUUCUGAGGCUCUUCCGAGUAGGCAGCUUUCUCAGACUUUUACCUAUAGCUCCAAGGGCAAAAUCCAUCAGAGCGAGACUCUCUGGGAGGCAGGGAGAAACAGUACAGAUAUCCCUUUACUCCCUCAAAUGUCUGUUUCCAAAGACUCAGAGGAGCUUCUCUUUAAGGCAGAGGUUGUUAGUGAGGCAGAACACAGGGUUAAGAGAAAGUUAGCAAAGCAGCCUCAAGUAUAUGCCACUGAUGAGUUCCUACCAGAUGGUUCCACUAACAUGCUCCUUUCUGGAGAAAGUUUGGCUUCUCAGGUGCCCCAGCACCAUCUCCAUGGUGUGCCUGUUAAGGACAUGUUGACUUCCCAGAUGCGAAGUGACCUCAUGGCAGCAAGAAGGAGCAGCGUGGAUCAGAAACACAGGAUCCCAAAACAUCAGGACUCAUGGAAGAGCCAAAGUGAGAUGCAUGCUUCUACUUACAAGAGUGAGGGCUAUAGGAGGCUCGACCUAGAACAGCAUGAAGACCAAUUUCCAGAACUGGGAACUUCAAAACUCACCCAGGUCAUGGAUAUAGAAGAUACCCAUGGAAGCGAAAACACUCAGCUCCAGCUGGAAAACAAAGAGGUUCCUUCAGAAACCUGCUUCAAACAAUCUAUAAGGCAAUUAGUCCAGCUGAUUUUCCCUAAGAGAAAAAUUCCAGGGCAGGCAGAUCCUCUGCAAAAAUCAGCCAGUGCCCAGAGCCAAAGAUCGGUCAAAAAAAGAUCACAUACGGACAGUACCACGACUGAAGCUAAGGAGCUCAUGACAAUUGUUGGACAGAUGCUGGGGAAGAACAGGACCCCUCAGGAUGACAUUUGUGCCUCAAAAGUCAGUCAGCACAGGGAAGAACUCCCAACCCCAGUUUCUAAGGGUUCCUGCUGCCAUAAGCCCCACUUCCAACCAGAGCAGAGAAGACCAAGCCAUGCAGCCUAUAAUCACCAAGCUACCCUCAAGUGCCAGAGUUGUCCUUUUAGGCAAAAGCAAGUGAGAGACCAACAGACCUUGAAAACUGUGCGAUUCAACAAGGAGAGGCAGUGCUUGAGGCAUCCCAACCUCUCGCUCCCCAGCAAGGCUGUGUCCCCAGUCAGUCCUUCACAGCAUGGGCCAGCAAUGCCACAUGCCUCAGGCCAUCAUCCCCAUUGCCCAAGGCACUGUCCUCUUCGGGGAGCUGUCUUGUCUGUCCGACCAGAAAAGGACUCCCCAGCUUUCUCUAGUAGGAAAAACAUGUCCCCAAGGAAAACUCAGCCCAUGUAG